Molecule: messenger RNA, 4816 nt
Organism: Ananas comosus (pineapple)
Lineage: Eukaryota; Viridiplantae; Streptophyta; Magnoliopsida; Poales; Bromeliaceae
Product: regulator of nonsense transcripts 1 homolog
Exons: 30
Coding region: 194-4024 (1276 amino acids)
Biological process (GO): nuclear-transcribed mRNA catabolic process, nonsense-mediated decay
Cellular component (GO): cytoplasm
Molecular function (GO): ATP binding; zinc ion binding; DNA binding
Source: RefSeq, a predicted model, not a curated record
ACUGAACUCGCCCCAAUUUCCGAAGUAACUCUCCCCACCUUCUUCUUGAAACGACCUAACUCGCGUUCUCUUUUUCUCCUCCACGGCGACGCAAAACCCUAAUAACCCUAGCCCUCACCCAGCGCUAAAUCCUCACUCGCCACUGGGGAGGAGAGGGGGAUUUGGCUCGAAGGAGCUUCCUCAAACCCUAGCCAUGGCGGCCCAGCCGGUGGUGAACGACCUCUACGAGACGGCGUCUCAGCCCGAUGGGAGCGGCGACGCCUACACCUUCCUCGAAUUCAACACGCAGGGGGACGACUACGACUACCCCGAGUUCCGCGAGCUCUCGCAGCCGACGCGGGCCUCGGCGUGGCCCCCUCCUCCGCCCCCGGCGUCGGAGUCGGUCCCGGACUCGCCCUCCGCCGAUCUGCAGCCCCCCGAGGCCGGGGUCGCCGCGUCGCCCUCCGCCGUGGGGUCUGCGUCGUCUGCGAAGGGGCGGGGAGGUGCCGGCAACCAGGCGGCCUCCGUCGAUGCCCUAGCGGCCGGGAUGAGCGGGCUCAGCUUCGAAGAGACGGGAGAGGACGACAAUUACGAGUUCGGGAAGGGAGGUUUCACUGAGCACGCGUGCCGGUAUUGUGGGGUGCAGAAUCCGGCGUGCGUCGUGAGGUGCAAUAUCCCGUCGUGUCGGAAGUGGUUCUGCAACUCGAGAGGAAACACCUCGGGAUCACAUAUUGUCAAUCAUCUUGUUAGAGCGAAACAUAAGGAGGUUUGCCUACACAAAGACAGUCCAUUAGGAGAAACAAUCCUUGAGUGCUACAAUUGUGGCUGUCGCAAUGUCUUCCUUCUUGGAUUCAUCUCGGCGAAAACAGAGAGUGUCGUUGUUCUCCUCUGCCGAGAACCAUGCCUGAGUGUGAACGCAUUGAAGGACAUGAACUGGGAUCUCAGCCAAUGGUGUCCACUCAUUGAUGAUAGGUGCUUCCUGCAAUGGCUCGUCAAGGUCCCUUCAGAACAGGAACAGCUGAGAGCUCGGCAAAUUAGUGCUCAACAAAUUAACAAAUUGGAAGAGCUUUGGAAGACAAACCCUGAUGCGUCUCUUGAAGACCUUGAAAAGCCCGGAGUGGAUGAUGAGCCUCAGCCAGUAGUUCUGAAAUAUGAGGAUGCUUAUCAGUAUCAAAAUGUUUUCGCACCACUCAUAAAACUUGAAGCUGAUUAUGAUAAGAUGAUGAAAGAGUCACAAAGCAAGGAUAAUGUUACAAUACGUUGGGAUAUUGGUCUUAACAAGAAGCGCGUAGCAUAUUUUAUCUUUCCAAAGGAAGACAACGAACUGAGGCUUGUUCCUGGAGAUGAGCUGCGGUUGCGAUAUUCUGGCGAUGCUUCUCAUCCUGCAUGGCAAUCUGUGGGGCAUGUGAUUAAGCUUACUGCUCAAGAGGAGGUUGCACUUGAGCUUCGCGCUAGUCAGGGAGUUCCAGUUGAUGUAACCCAUGGCUUUAGUGUAGAUUUUGUUUGGAAGAGUACUAGUUUUGACAGGAUGCAAGGGGCGAUGAAAACUUUUGCUGUGGAUGAAACAAGUGUCAGUGGAUACAUAUACCAUCAUCUUUUGGGCCAUGAAGUUGAACUUCAAGUGGUUCGUAAUACAUUACCUCGCCGCUUUGGUGCCCCUGGCCUUCCUGAACUAAAUGCCUCACAGGUUUUUGCCGUUAAGAGUGUUCUUCAAAAGCCGAUUAGUUUAAUACAAGGUCCUCCUGGCACAGGGAAAACUGUCACAUCGGCUGCAAUCGUAUACCACAUGGCUAAACAAGGUCAAGGGCAGGUCCUGGUAUGUGCUCCUAGUAAUGUUGCCGUGGACCAGCUGUCUGAGAAGAUAAGCUCAACUGGGUUAAAGGUUGUUAGGCUCUGUGCUAAAUCAAGGGAGGCUGUCAUGUCUCCUGUUGAGCAUCUUACUCUUCACUACCAGGUCCGACAUCUUGAUACAUCUGAAAAGAGUGAACUACAUAAACUACAGCAACUAAAAGAUGAACAAGGUGAACUGUCAAGCAGCGAUGAAAAGAAGUUCAAAGCACUAAAACGGGCCACUGAGAGGGAGAUAUUACAAAGUGCUGAUGUAAUUUGUUGCACCUGUGUUGGUGCUGGGGAUCCUCGAUUGGCAAACUUUCGGUUCCGCCAGGUUCUUAUUGACGAGUCUACUCAGGCAACGGAGCCCGAGUGUCUUAUCCCUUUGGUUCUUGGGGUCAAACAGGUUGUUCUUGUUGGUGAUCACUGUCAGCUGGGCCCUGUCAUUAUGUGUAAAAAAGCAGCUCGUGCUGGGUUAGCUCAGUCUCUUUUUGAGCGCCUUGUGCUACUUGGACUUAAACCAUUCAGGCUGCAGGUCCAAUAUCGAAUGCAUCCCUCCCUGUCAGAGUUUCCUUCUAAUAGUUUCUAUGAGGGUACUCUGCAGAAUGGAGUGACAGUUAAUGAGAGGCAAACAACUGGAAUUGAUUUUCCUUGGCCUGUUCCAAAUCGACCAAUGUUCUUUUAUGUCCAGAUGGGACAAGAGGAGAUAAGUGCAAGUGGAACCUCUUAUUUAAACAGAACUGAGGCUGCAAAUGUUGAGAAGAUAGUAACAACGUUUUUGAGAAGUGGUGUUAUUCCUAGUCAGAUUGGAGUUAUCACACCUUACGAAGGACAGAGAGCAUAUAUAGUGAACUAUAUGUCAAGGAAUGGUUCACUUAGGCAACAGCUUUACAAGGAAAUUGAGGUUGCAAGUGUUGAUUCAUUCCAGGGUAGGGAGAAGGAUUACAUAAUUUUGUCUUGUGUUAGGAGUAAUGAACACCAGGGUAUUGGGUUUCUUAAUGACCCACGUAGGUUGAAUGUUGCACUAACAAGAGCUCGGUAUGGGAUUGUCAUCUUAGGUAAUCCUAAAGUUCUUAGCAAACAGCCUCUUUGGAAUAGCUUGUUGACGCAUUACAAGGAGCAUGAAUGCCUUGUUGAAGGACCGCUAAACAACUUGAAGCAGAGUAUGGUGCAGUUUCAAAAGCCUAAAAAGAUUUACUAUAAUAGUAGGCUGUACCUGGGAGGUGGUCAAGGGCUCGCUAAUACAGAGAACUUUGGGGCUGUUGGCUCUUCAGGCCUGAAUGCUGAUAAGAGAGGUGGACGGGGCAAAGGUAUCCACAUCUUAGGUCAUUCUUAUGUGCCAUUUGGUCCACCGAAUGGUACUCAUAAGCCCGGUAUGCACCCAUCAGGGUAUCCCCUACCUCGAGUUCCACUUCCUCCAUUUCCUGGAGCUCCUCAUCCUCAACCCUAUGCAAUACCAACUCGUGGAGCUGUGCAUGGGCCCAUUGGAGGGGUACCGCAGGUCCCUCAACCUGGCAAUAGAGGUUUUGGGGCUGGUCGUGGUAGUACCGCUGGCCCUAUCGGCGGUCACCUGCCACAUCAGCAGAACAGCCAACAAGCUUUGGGUGGUAUUGGAUCGCCUUUUAACUUCCCUCCCUUUGAAAACCCAAACAGCCAGCCCUCUGUUGGGGGCCCAUUAUCUCAAGCUGGGUUGAUGACACAGGUACCGGCUCAAGGGCUUAGCCAAGCAUUUCGUGAUGGAUUCUCUAUUGGUGGCAUGUCUCAGGACUUCUUGGGUGAUGACUUUAAAAGCCAAGGAUCUCAUGUUGCAUACAACAUGGCAGAUUUUUCUACACAGGCCUCGCAAAGUGGGUAUGGUGUUGACUAUGCCACUCAAGGACCUCAAGCUGGAUUCCCUGGGAGUUACCUAAACCAAAACAUGCAACCUGGAUACUCCCAUUUGGGCACCAGCACUGAUUUUAUUUCUCAGGAUUACAUGGCCCAUGGAUCACAAGGUCUUUUCACACAAGCUGGAGUGAAUGACCCGUUGCAGGAUGACGCAUCGCAGGUCCACUUUGGCAUGGGUGCACCUGGCCCUCUUCAGUCACAGGGACUCAUGAACAAUCCCCUCUACUCCCAAUCAUUCGCUCAUUAUAACACCCAACCCCAAACCCUUCAGCCACCACCACAACAAAAUCAGAGCUCGCCUACUCAGAAACUUCACUACAACGGCUGAAACGGUGCAGGUUCAUUUUGAAAGUGACGUGGGUGACAUCCUUUGCAUGCAGAUGUUGUGCCUUUUUGCACUGUUAGCGCAAGAUAUUGCAGGUUUUGGAGAUUGCUUGGCACAAUUUGUAGAAUGGUAUGAAUUGCAGGCUUGGAGAGAUUUCAAAGGUGGCAAUGGCUAUUGACUUUCAUGGCAACCUGAGCUUGGGCUUUUUAACCCUCGAAGGAGGCGAUCUCGAGGCCUAUCUUCUUUGGAUAGAAAGGGCAAUGACUAUUAUCGCCGCUUUGAAAGUAGCCAGCUGGUGAUGAAUAAUUACUGUGAAUACAUAAGCUGUACUUUGGCGAAGUGAAGCUGCCAACUAUAUUCACCUGCAUAUAGUGCAUCAUGGCGUCGGCCCAGUUUCUGCAGUGCUACGAGGUGGUCAACCCUUGUGGAAUCCUUUCGUAAUCCUUGCUUUGAUGGAGAUGAAAACUUUUAGCGGUGCCUUUAAUAGAUUGAUGUAUAAAAACAUAGGUAAUUAAUUGUAAGAGACUUGAAAGUGCUGCUGCUCCCUAUAAUGCAGCUUUUGGAAGCGUGGUUGAUUCCUUUUUGUGCGUCAUUGUAGCUUGCAUGGCUAUAUCUAAUUCUCACAGCUUAUGUUUUUAUUGAUUUUGAUAUUUGACCAUGAUUUUGGACGAAUGUUUAUUUGCCUUGGCUAAGCUUGUUCAUCACCAAGAUCAGAUUUUCCAGGCGCACGCUUUUUAUGUAAUUUUAUUUCGUCGGUUGAGUUGAAUAUAUAAGAGGUGAUCGUUUGUUAUUUAA